Aspergillus wentii DTO 134E9 is the source of this 1630-nucleotide messenger RNA. It is a transcript of the gene aspD, whose product is annotated as septin aspD. Lineage: Eukaryota; Fungi; Ascomycota; Eurotiomycetes; Eurotiales; Aspergillaceae. Gene Ontology annotation, molecular function: GTP binding; molecular adaptor activity; GTPase activity. The record is from RefSeq and is a predicted model, not a curated record. The transcript is spliced from 6 exons. Bases 127 to 1167 code for a protein of 346 amino acids. Gene Ontology annotation, biological process: cytoskeleton-dependent cytokinesis. Gene Ontology annotation, cellular component: cell division site; septin complex; microtubule cytoskeleton.
UUUUUCGUCUGUUCUUUCUCUCAUUCUAUCCAUUGUCCCUCGUUCUACCGACCCCCGUUCACCGUCUCUGCCAUUUCUUGGUCUCGAAGUCCAUACACCGUUGCUCCUCUCUUCCCAACCACCACAAUGGCCACCACAGCUAGCUCACCUUCGGCCACCCCGAGUCCAGUUUUCCCUCGCAGCCAUGUCGGUUUCGACAGCAUCACUUCUCAAAUUGAACGGAAGCUUUUGAAGCGUGGUUUCCAGUUCAAUGUGAUGUGCGUCGGUCAAACCGGUCUAGGAAAAUCCACUCUUGUCAACACCAUUUUCGCUUCCCACCUGAUCGAUUCCAAGGGUCGUUUGGCUCCCAAUGAACCUGUCCGCUCGACCACCGAAAUCCAGGCCGCCUCUCACAUCAUUGAGGAAAAUGGCGUUCGUCUCAGGCUCAACAUUGUCGACACUCCCGGCUACGGUGAUCAGGUCAACAAUGACAGAUGUUGGGACCCAAUUGUGAAAUACAUCAAAGACCAGCACUCCGCAUAUCUCCGAAAGGAGCUUACCGCUCAGCGUGACCGCUACAUCCAAGAUACCCGUAUCCACUGCUGCUUGUUCUUCAUUCAGCCAUCUGGCCAUGCCCUCAAGCCAAUCGAUAUCGUUGUCCUGAAGAAGCUGUCGGACGUCGUCAACGUUGUUCCAGUCAUUGCCAAGGCUGACUCGCUCACCCUCGAGGAGCGCCAAGCGUUCAAGGAGAGAAUCAAGGAAGAAUUUGCCUUCCACAACCUGAAGAUGUACCCGUAUGAUAAUGACGAGCUCGAUGAUGAAGAGCGGGCCGUCAAUGUUCAAAUCAAGGACAUCAUUCCAUUCGCCGUUGUUGGCAGUGAGAAGACCAUUGUUGUCAAUGGCCAGCAGGUCCGUGGCCGACAGAACCGCUGGGGCGUGAUCAACGUUGAGGACGAAAACCACUGCGAAUUCGUCUACCUGCGAAACUUCCUUACCCGCACCCAUCUUCAAGACUUGAUCGAAACGACGAGCCAGAUCCACUACGAGACCUUCCGUGCUAAGCAGCUCCUAGCUCUAAAGGAGAGCAGCGCAGCUGGUGGCCACAGUGCUGGCAGCCGGCCCAUCAGCCCCUCUGCCGACAGAGAGCUCAGCCGUAACUCGCAACGGGGGGCCAUGAACGGCUACUAAUUGUCGCAAAAGCUAUCAACUUGAGAAUGAUUUCCGAUGUUUGGUGUAGCAAGCGUUUAAUUCAGAUCGUUGACAAAUGAGUCAAAAAGGCAGCCAACUAACUGAAAGGCAGUCUCAGGUCUAUUUUUCUUUUCCUUUCCCCACCCAUAACACCAAAUCCACGCCGCGGGUCUUGCAGAUAUCCACUUUAACUUUGAUGUUUCUUUCUUCGUACUGGUUUCUUUCAUUUCAUCCUCUCCCAUUUGGAGAAUGACUGGGCUUUCCUCGUUUCCUUAGACUUGUUGAUUGCAGGCGGAAAAUACUAGCAUUGAGAAAUGCGGAUGCCGUCUUGUCGUUUCAUGUACUUAAUUUCCUUAAUUCUCAAUCACGAGGGAAAUAUUUCAUACUAUUGGGAAUUGAUGUCCCUACCUAGCUACGCAUGGAGCAUAAUAUUGUAGGGUCUAUAAUCAGUAACUCCACCUCU